GUCAGAGAUCGUACAGAGACACUUACCCACAAACACACACGCAAACAACCACACACACACGCACUCACACACUGUCAGUCACUUACUCACUCACUCACUCACUCACCAGAAAUACAUUAACUUCAGAUGACUCCAGAGAUCAUUUUUGAAAAACUACCCAAACGAGGACCAUGCAGGUCACAGUAGACUUCUCUGAACUCAUGAAGUCAGAGUGGCUGAGAAUCACAGUCCAUCAUUUCUGAAGGCUGGUGAAAAGUCUGAGCUGCAGUUACAGUCACAGAAUACAAGCGAACGGCAGAGUGAGAUAAGCCAUGCGCGAGGCACCCUGCAGCUGGCCGUGCUGCGAUAUGUUUGGGGUAAAAACCUAAACCUCAGGCUUUGGCAUCCUAACUGAAUCACACAGGCUGAUGAUUAGACUCCUUUCAUUUUUUUCUCUCCUUGCGCAAUGCCACGUUCUUUUUUGGUGAAGAGCAAGAGGGCGGGGUCUUAUUCAACACGACCCACCCAUUUCCAUGCCUACAACAAUGAUAGACACCUCGAAGCCUCUCAGAAACCCAAUAGGAGCACCUCACCUGAAGACCUAGAGCUCCAUCCAUUAUCCACAGCAACCACCACUGCUUUGAACUCCUCAGUUCAAUGGGUUCCUACGGCAACCAGCCCUGACCCUGUCUCUCAGGCUGAGAACUGGGCUUCCUGGACAGCAGAGCAACUGUGGAGUGAGGAUGGGUCAGUGUCCAUGUGGUUGCCCCCGCAUCUGAGGACUGUAGGGAGUUUGAGGGACAGAGAACAGGAACUGGAGAGACUGGUGCAUGCCCUGCUGAGCCACAGACUGCAGCUCAAUGUCAAAACGCCUCUGUGCGAAUGUCCACUUUGCGAGAAGGUCCUGUCAUCUGCUGUUGGCUUGGUGACCCACCUGCGCAGGUCACAUGUUAACAGAGUUGCUGUUCCUUUGUCUGGAUUUGGUGGUAAUUCACAACAUCAUGGGUUGCAGCCCUCUGCAGGAUUCUACAGCAGAGCUAAAGAGCGUAGUUUCGGCUGUAAGGUGUGCGGCAAGGUGUUUAAACGUUCGUCCACUCUGUCCACUCACCUGCUGAUACACUCAGACACGCGGCCGUACCCCUGCCAGUACUGCGGCAAAAGGUUCCACCAGAAAUCAGACAUGAAGAAACACACCUUCAUACACACAGGUGAGAAGCCCCAUGUGUGUGUGGUGUGUGGUAAAGCAUUCAGUCAGAGCUCAAACCUGAUCACACACAGCAGGAAGCACAGCAGCUACAGGCCCUUCAGCUGCCCGCACUGCACCCACAGCUUCCAGAGGAAAGUCGACCUGCAGCGCCACCUGGAGGCACACAGCAACAACAAUGGCACAGAGUACAAGGGCACCUGAAGAGGAGAGUGGACCAAUAAAACAAUCUUGUGUCCUGCUUUGUGCAUUGGGGUGUAAAAACGCAUUACAGUGCAUCGAUUCAGCUGCAUUAGUUAUGGAGGGUGGGAAUGGAUUAUAUUAUGGUCAACAAUAUAUGCAAAUUUUUUGGCCAAAAUACAAUUCUCAAACUAAAUGUAUACAAUGCUGAAAAUACAAUGGGUGUGUAUAAAAUAUCUAUAUAUAGUACCAACAAUACAGUAGACCACCCUUUGAUUAUUCAAUUUACAGUUAAAUAAAGUACAGGUUAUCCAUUUUCAGCAUCAGGGAAAAACCAGAAACAUACUGGUAACACUUUA
Molecule: messenger RNA, 1722 nt
Organism: Pygocentrus nattereri (red-bellied piranha)
Lineage: Eukaryota; Metazoa; Chordata; Actinopteri; Characiformes; Serrasalmidae
Product: zinc finger protein Gfi-1b-like
Exons: 7
Coding region: 446-1387 (313 amino acids)
Biological process (GO): regulation of transcription by RNA polymerase II
Molecular function (GO): DNA-binding transcription factor activity, RNA polymerase II-specific; RNA polymerase II cis-regulatory region sequence-specific DNA binding
Source: RefSeq, a predicted model, not a curated record